Molecule: messenger RNA, 315 nt
Organism: Nicotiana tabacum (common tobacco)
Lineage: Eukaryota; Viridiplantae; Streptophyta; Magnoliopsida; Solanales; Solanaceae
Source: RefSeq, a predicted model, not a curated record
AUGGAAAUAUUGGAUCGAGAUUGGAUGGACUUUUAUGUUUGGACUACAAAAGGAAGCAGUUUGUUUAGGUUGUAUCGUGACGAAGAAUAUUGGGAACUCUUGAAGAUUGCACUUUCUGACUUUUGGUGGAAGCACGUCCAGCCAGCAAAGGAGUUGUACAAGAGAUCGGAGAUCAAAAAUCCCCUUGUCAAACUACGCUCCUAUAAGUCAGAACCUCAGCAUGAAUUGUUCCGGUCUAUCAUCUAUGAAAGCAGGCGUGUGCUUGAUAAUUCUGUGUUGCUUAUGUGUGAAGUUGAUGGAAAAUUGCAAAACUGA